Emys orbicularis (European pond turtle) is the source of this 1348-nucleotide messenger RNA. RefSeq names its product RFNG O-fucosylpeptide 3-beta-N-acetylglucosaminyltransferase (gene RFNG). Gene Ontology annotation, biological process: pattern specification process; regulation of Notch signaling pathway. Bases 55 to 1263 code for a protein of 402 amino acids. The record is from RefSeq and is a predicted model, not a curated record. Gene Ontology annotation, molecular function: O-fucosylpeptide 3-beta-N-acetylglucosaminyltransferase activity. Gene Ontology annotation, cellular component: Golgi membrane. Lineage: Eukaryota; Metazoa; Chordata; Testudines; Emydidae. The transcript is spliced from 8 exons.
CUGUGACGCAAUGUCCCAACUGUACAACAUGGCAGGGGCCCUGGGGGCUGAAGAAUGACACUUUCCUGCAUUGGGCUCAGUAAAAUCUGCUUCCUGCUGUCCGUGACCUUCUGUGCUUUCCUUCUCCUGCUAAUCCCCAAAUUCCAGACUACCUGGAGACAUAGGGGCUAUCCACAACCCCGUCCACCACAUCCUUUUAAUGCUUCCUGCAAAAGUGAGUUCCACCACCCGCAGGCAGAGCCCAGCUCAACAGGCCAUUUGGACAGUGAGGGAACUGAUAUUGCACACAGUGUGAAAGAUGAAACUGUAGAAAAAUGGGGGGAUUACAGCCUACGUGCUGGGGGAUCCAGCCUUAAACUUGAGGAGCAGGAUGGGAGCCCCACCAGUCCUCUUCAAACUAUGUUGAAGGACCACCAUGGACCUGCAGGUGAUUCCAUUAAGGAGAAUCUGGAGCUGAAGGAUAUUUUUAUUGCUGUGAAAACUACAAGAAAGUAUCAUAAAACUAGGCUGGACUUGCUCUUCCAAACCUGGAUUUCACAGGCCAAAAGACAGACGUUUAUAUUCACAGAUUGGGAGGACCGUGAACUGCGCCUAAGAGCAGGAGAUCACAUGAUCAACACCAACUGCUCUGCUGUUCACACCCGCCAGGCACUCUGCUGCAAGAUGUCUGUGGAAUACGAUAAAUUCCUCGAAUCUGGGAGAAAAUGGUUUUGCCAUGUGGAUGAUGACAACUAUGUGAAUCCACAGAAUCUCCUGCGCCUCUUGUCUGCCUUCUCACACAGCCAGGAUGUAUAUGUGGGGAGGCCAAGCCUGGACCACCCCAUUGAGGCAGCUGACCAUGUCCGGAGUGAUGGAUCAACAACUGUGAAGUUCUGGUUUGCCACAGGUGGAGCAGGGUUCUGUAUCAGCAGGGGCCUUGCCCUGAAGAUGAGUCCCUGGGCCAGCUUGGGUAACUUCAUCAGCACUGCAGAGAGGGUGCGUCUUCCUGAUGACUGCACCAUCGGUUACAUCAUCGAGGGGCUGCUGGAGGUGAAGCUGCUGCACAGCCCCUUGUUCCAUUCCCAUCUGGAGAAUCUGCAGAGACUACGAGGCGAGUCAGUGCUGCAGCAGGUCACCCUGAGUUAUGGGGGCCCUGAGAACAAACACAAUGUUGUGAGUGUGGCAGAAGUGUUUGGCUUGCAGCAAGAUCCAACCCGAUUCAGAUCUGUCCAUUGUCUUCUCUACCCUGACACUACCUGGUGUCCCACUAAAAAUAUACUGUGACCUCAGACCUAACCUUGACAUUUGGUAUCUUACCUGCACAAGAUUGGACAGGAUGCUUUUCUUGGAGAUGAACAAGAAAAAUCUA